Molecule: messenger RNA, 1874 nt
Organism: Chara braunii
Lineage: Eukaryota; Viridiplantae; Streptophyta; Charophyceae; Charales; Characeae
Source: the annotation of a GenBank genome assembly
GUCAGCCUCGACCUCGCUCUGUUCAAGGGGUAUGGUCAGAAGGCAUUCGCUAUGAAAGCCUUCGGCGGCAAGCGAGAUGGGAAUGCCUUGAAGAUGCUCUUACUUAUUGAAUUCCUCAGCAAGACCAACGGGUAUAGGAAAAGUGGUAAAUUCCCGACGGUCGUGUCGACACCGCAACAACCUGCCGGCGGGAAGCAGAAAGUCAUUACUUACCAGAGGCGUUCGGGCGGUGGUCCAUCGGGAAACCUUCCGAAGAAGAAGGGGUUCGCCAGACCUACUUCGGAUCUUCCUGGAAGCUCGCGUUCUUGUGCCAACUCGCGCUUGCGGGACACCGCUCAACGUGGAACGGACGAGGAGUCGGACGAAGAAACGGAAGAAGACGAACGGGUUCGCCAAUUGCAAUCGCGGUUGUUAGCGACACCUCAGCACAUCCAGGGCGAAGGCUCUUGCGAUGUGAAUGUGGGGUGGGGAGCUGGUAGAGGUGUCGAAGCCCAAGUGAGGGAUGAUGGGGAAUACGACGAGGAUGAAGGGGAGAGUGGUACUGGAGAGCGCCGAGAACAGGUUGGAGGAGGGACAGACCAUAUGGAGUGGGAAAAGGUUGCGGCAGGCGGUGGGGUGGGCGGUGGUGUUGUGCGUGGUUUGGAAAUGGGAGACGAGGAAUUGGAAGACGAAGGAGAAGACGUGGAUGCUUCCACGGGGCUUGCUUCCAAGGGGAGGGGAAAACGCACUGCACAAUCGUCGCCGAAGCCUGCUGCGCCUAAGAAACACUCUCGAAGAAAAGCUGUGGACGAAGCUCGGGUCGCCUUGGAUGCAUCUCAAGGGACGCUUGGUGACGUCGAUGUGAAAUGCAAAUCAAGUGCUCGGAUUCGCAAAACGUCACAACCCAAGAGACCCGUGCGGCCAUCAAGGCRUCAGAWAUCGGACGACUCCAGYGACGAURCUGAAGGCRUGGCCCCUCGCUUGCUCUCCCUCCCUGACRAYGACRAGCAGGAGACGAAGAAACCCAGUGCGGUCAACAUGACGCAGUGCUUCUUCCUCGAGUACGACGACGACGGUAAAAAGAGAAGAGACCCGCCUAGGGUGGUGAUUGACGUCGUGCAGAUUCUUCCAAUUCCGGCGGGAGAUAUAACCUUCAACCAGCGAUCGCUGAACUUGGCCAUCGUUGCAGGCAUCGAUGCGGCAAUCGAGGCAUCAACUCGUCCAAGGUCCACGGAUGAUCCGGCCCCGUGGGAUCCACCGGAGUUGGUGCUGGCUCCGAUUAUGCCAUCGCUUGAGCAUCCGAACAGCCAAGGGACACGAGUCCUUCCGCAUGACUUCGAUCCCGAUAGGGCAGACGAGUAUUUCUAUUACCCGGUUGCCGGUCAACAUACUUCCGAAGCUAUGAAAAGAGUAGUGGCGAGGAAAUCUGAAGUCGUUGAGGUGUUCGACUUUCAGAAUUAUGAUCGUGUAUGGAUCAUUUAUUUCGACGACGACCACACGAAUGGGUACGUGUAUGUUUCGACAUACGACAACACGAGAGGUGACCGUGCUAUGUUGCCGUCGUUCCACCAAGCCUGCCAGGACAUCAGAGGAUUUUGGGACUUGAAGAAACGGGUCGGGCCAGUGGGGAACGUGUCCAAAGGGGAUCCUACCGGUGUGGCGCACCAGGAAGAGUGGAGGAAAUUUUUGAGACUUUGCAUGAGGAAGUCAUGUGAAAAAUCGCUGUGGACGGAGUCUUUGUCUCCGAAGUGGCAAACAGACUAGACAAACAGAAUGAGGGGAUACAUGAAUGUCGCUACAUGCAAGGACAAGAUAUGGCCAUUGGUAAAUGAGUUUUUUUAGAAGUUCGAGGUGGGGGAGUUGCCGCUACACAACAACAAAUGCCCGAAGGACUU